AUGUCGAUUCCGAACCAAGCACUUGAAAAGUUGAUCCGUGAGAUCGAGAGCCAGGCCAUCGCGGCCCAGCAGCAAAUUGGCCAGGCGCGCACGCAAAUGACAGCGAAGCAGCGGGAGAUGCGAAUGGUGCGCCUGACCUUGGAUGAGGUGGCGACUUUACCUCCCAACUCAAGCGUUUUUGAAGGUGUUGGCAAGAUGUUUGUCUCGCUACCCACUCCGCGACUGACGGAAAAACUGGAGGGUCAGAUCAAGGAGAAGGAGGGUGAAGUCGAGAAGCUGAGUCAAAAGCUGCACUACCUGGAGACGACUUUUAAGAACAGCCGGCAGCACAUUGACCAGAUGCUCAAGGCGCAGUCCUGA
Molecule: messenger RNA, 360 nt
Organism: Colletotrichum gloeosporioides
Lineage: Eukaryota; Fungi; Ascomycota; Sordariomycetes; Glomerellales; Glomerellaceae
Product: Prefoldin subunit 1
Exons: 3
Coding region: 1-360 (119 amino acids)
Biological process (GO): protein folding
Cellular component (GO): cytoplasm; prefoldin complex
Molecular function (GO): protein folding chaperone
Source: RefSeq, a predicted model, not a curated record